AUGGCAACACAGGACAUUCUACUUCUGCUCUCGUUGGGCAUCAUAGUGCUUUGGACGACACGGCUGGCAAGAUCGAAGGGCCUUAACCCGUGGUUUUGGGGAGUUGGGGCCGUCCUGCUAAUCGCGCUGGCCUGGAAUUUCAGCCGCCAGUUCCUCGGUCCCGUGGUAAUGGCUCCCCUGAUUUUCCUCCUCCUGUUCCGGAGUCCUCUGUUCCGCAAGAACAGGGGGGCAGACUCCAUGCCCUGUCCCAGUUGCGGUGCGCCCGACACCGGCGGGCUGAACUUCUGCGUUCAAUGUGGCUGGGACCUUUCCCGUGCUGCCGCUGAUGGAACGGAAAGUGCAGCGGAAGCCGCCGUUACUUUGGAGCAAGCGUCCGAAGCCCAGCCGGCGGAGCAGGUUAUGGAACCGGAGGUGGCGCCUGUUUCUCAAGUAAAUGUGGCAACAGCGCCUGUCGAAGAAGUGCUCGAGGCUGCGGGAAGCGAGGGAAUGCCGGGUCAACAACCAGUUUCGGAGCCAGUGCUUGCGCAAGAGGCGGUCAGCGAUCCUCUGGACCAGGCAGUGGUUAUUCCGCCUAUGCCUGUUGAGCCUCCUCCAGCCCGGCCACUUCCUACGCCGGCCAACCUGACUGAAAGGGGCCUCACCCUGUUCAAUCAGGGAAGGUUCCAGGAAGCCAUAGACCAGUUUACCAAGGCAAUAGCACUGGACCCCAAAUAUAGGGAAGCCUGGGAACAUCGGGCGGAAGCUUACGGAAGGCUGGGUCGUGACGAGCGGCAGAAGGCCGAUCAACGGCGGCUGGAAGCCUUCUAG
This is a messenger RNA of Geodia barretti, 807 nucleotides long. The record is from the annotation of a GenBank genome assembly. NCBI's taxonomy places the organism in Eukaryota, Metazoa, Porifera, Demospongiae, Tetractinellida, Geodiidae.